UCGCUGCGGAGUGUGUGCUCAGAAGGAGGCUCGCUGCGGAGCGCGUGUUGAGGAGGCUCGCUGCCGUUGCUGUGAAGGUUUUGCUGCGCUGUGGAGCCUCGGCGAGACGGACGCCCUGCGGGAGGAAAUGCUGCUGAAGGAGUACAGGAUAUGCAUGCCCCUCACGGUGGAAGAGUACCGGAUUGGGCAGCUGUACAUGAUCAGUAAACACAGCCAUGAGCAGAGCGACCGUGGGGAGGGGGUGGAGGUGGUCCAGAAUGAACCCUAUGAAGACCCCACGCACGGUCAGGGACAGUUCACCGAGAAACGAGUCUACCUCAACAGUAAGUUGCCCAGCUGGGCUCGUGCAGUGGUUCCCAAAAUCUUCUAUGUGACGGAGAAAGCGUGGAACUAUUAUCCCUAUACCAUCACAGAGUACACUUGUUCAUUCUUACCCAAGUUCUCCAUCCACAUAGAGACCAAAUAUGAGGACAACAAGGGCUGCAACGACAAUGUGAGUACUGUGUCAGAGAGGGAGGACAUGCAGAGAAAGGUGGUCAGUGUUGCUGACGAUGAGGAGGUGUUACAUUGUGAUGCUUUUGACCUGCGGUACUUCAAGUCGGAGAAGACCUCGCGGGGGAUGCUUCAGGAGGUGAGGGACACCCAGGAUCCGAUCAUGUGCUCCUACAAGCUGGUCACCGUCAAGUUCGAGGUGUGGGGCCUGCAGACCCGCGUGGAGCAGUUCGUGCACAGGGUUGUUCGAGACGUUCUGCUGCUGGGCCACAGGCAGGCCUUCGCCUGGGUGGACGAGUGGAUCGACAUGACGAUGGAUGAGGUGAGGGAGUUCGAGCGCACCAUCCAGGAGGCCACCAACCAGAAGAUCGGGAUUUUCCCCCCAUCGAUCUCCAUCAGCGAAACGCCCUUGUCCUCCUGUGCUCUCACCGGCCCCGCCAGCGCUCCCUCCACCCCUAUGUGCACUGAUGCCCCCGAGUUCCUCUCUGUCCCCAAGGACCGACCACGCAAGAAGUCCGCCCCGGAAACCCUGACCCUGCCCAGCCCAGCUUCGAGUAGCGGCCCCCAGGCCUCUGUGCUGGGCCCCCUACAAGUUUCAAACCAAUUCCCGUCCUCCUCGAUGCCUUCCUCCCACUCUGAGCAUGCCGAGCCAGGGGGCAAAUAG
Molecule: messenger RNA, 1156 nt
Organism: Lampris incognitus (smalleye Pacific opah)
Lineage: Eukaryota; Metazoa; Chordata; Actinopteri; Lampriformes; Lampridae
Gene: pitpnc1a
Product: phosphatidylinositol transfer protein cytoplasmic 1a
Biological process (GO): phospholipid transport
Cellular component (GO): cytoplasm
Molecular function (GO): phosphatidylinositol transfer activity; phosphatidylinositol binding
Source: RefSeq, a predicted model, not a curated record